AUGGCGGGCCUUGACUGGUUCAACGGUGCAAAUGCUGCCAUGAUGUCUGACCCCAUGAAUGGGCCGUUUGGCGUUUCCAACAACUUCCAAACCAACACCACGGCCCAGCUCACACAGCAGCUCAAUGCUUUGCACCUCCAAAACCAACAAAAUGAGCAAAUUGUCAUGCAGCAAAACAAACUCCUUGCCCAGCUCCAAGCGGCUCAGGAAAUGCGUGCAAAGGCUGAGCUGGAGGCGUCUGCUGCACUCCUCCAGCAACAGCAGCUCUCUUCCCACAACGAGUUGCCGUCGAACCCUCGGCAUGGAAUGAACAAGCGCCAGGGGAUGGACUUUUCCCAUCUCGCGAACAGCUCGCCCAGCAACCGUUACAGUGGCUCGUCGCUCGGCGUCUCUUUGGGCUCCGCGCAUGACUCGGACCAACGCCGUUCCAAGCAGCUGCCGCCCGACGUGUCCAAGGCGAUGUCUGCCAUGAACGCGCUGCGGCAGCAGCAUGCGGGCGACCAGUCGUACGAUGGAAGUGACAGCUCCUUCUCGCGUAGCCCGCGGCCCAACUCGUACGGCGGUCGCGACAGGAACCGUGAGAGUGGAAACAUGGCCCAGGGAGGCAUGCGCAGCGAAUCCCGACGCACCUCGACUGUACAGCGGAACGAAAAGCAGUAUGGCAUGGAUACCCCCGAGCGCCAUCGCGCUGUUACGCCCUCCAUUGUGAUCGAAUCAGCUUCUCAAAUUCCUUCCCUGCCCCACCCCCCCCUUCCUGCAGAUGUAAAUGCGGUGGGCAUGCGCAUCGGACAGCGUACGAUGCCCGUCGUGGACUCGCCGGGAGGCAACGCUCAUUCACGCCAACCGGAUACCCACCACGGGGGCGAAAAUCUGCCGAGCACGCCCAACAACCGCCAGGACAAGCGCCAGUCCUACAAUGACCUCGGCGCGGGCAAGCCCUCGAGCCGUCCAAGCGACGGUGGGCCGCGCCCGGGAGGUUCGCCCCAGCCGCCGCACGCGGCGCUCAUUCAGCCGCGGCGCCAGCCGCGUGGUCCGCCUAUGGAAUCAUUCUUUGCAAACAAUUUCCUUGCCCGCCGCUCGCUCCGUACGCGCCGCGAGGCCAUGUCUAAACUGUGUUCCAGUCCCAGGGCUGCGAGUUUCAGUGGGCCGAAAUCUACCAGUCCCCAGGCGGUUUCGUCGCCCUUGGCUCGCCAGGCAUAA
Messenger RNA from Malassezia japonica, 1200 nucleotides. RefSeq lists its product as uncharacterized. The record is from RefSeq and is a predicted model, not a curated record. NCBI's taxonomy places the organism in Eukaryota, Fungi, Basidiomycota, Malasseziomycetes, Malasseziales, Malasseziaceae. The coding region runs from base 1 to 1200 and encodes 399 amino acids. The transcript has a single exon.